AUGCCGCCGCCUCACAGCACACACCCCUCAUCUCCCCUUCCUCCCCGGUCCCGCCUCCUCCAGAGCCUCGGCUCGUGCUCCAGAGGAGCCGUCACGUCCGCCGCCUCCUCCCCCUCGCCCUCGCCGCCGGGAUGGCCCCGCCCUCUCCGCUACGCCGUCCUCGGCGCCGGCUUCGCGGGGCUCUCCGUCGCGUGGCACCUCCUCAAGCAAAGCCCGAAGUAUUCGCGCGUGUCGGUGGACGUCUACGACGAGAACGGCGUCGGGGGAGGCGCCUCGGGGGUCUCUGGAGGGCUUCUCCAUCCGUACUCACCAAAAGCCAAGCUUCUCUGGAGAGGAGGCGAAUUCUGGAAAGAGAGCAUGGAUCUCCUGCGCAGCGCAGAGAAAGCGGAUGGAAUCGCUGGAUCAGAUGGCGAUGGUCGGGAUGAUGAGGCCCUUAUCUGGAGAAGGGGAAUUUUGCGGCCACCUACGACAGAGAAGGCUGCUGAUAUAUUGCUAGAGAAUGCUCAGAGUUGCCUCCAGAGUUGCAGCCUUCAAGUUCUUGAUUCGGAUGCUGCACAAAGACUGAUCCCUGGGUUACGUGUUCCGCUCAACCUUGCGAUUUAUAUGCCACUAGCACUGAACAUCAACCCUAAGAAAUAUUUGCAGGCAUUGUUCCUUGCGUGCCAAAAUAUGGCCAAGGAAACAUCUGUAUCACCCAGUGAACUGAAAGAGUUCAGUUUGUACAACAAACAUAUCGAUAAUCUACAACAACUUUCAGGAGAUUAUGAUGCAGUGAUCAUCUGCCUUGGGGGCAAAGCUAGCUCACUUCCAGAACUUACAAAUAAGUUGCCUCUUAGAACCUGUAGAGGAGUUAUUGCUGAAUUCAAACUGCCAUCAGAUACAGCAGAAAAAUAUGGCAGUCAAAGUCCUUCAAUCUUGUCUGAUGCAUGGCUGGCAUUCCAAGGACCCUGCACCGUUUCUGUCGGGUCAACUUGGCAAUGGAAGUCUGACAAUCAUGAUCCAAGUGUAUGUGAUGAAGAAGCACAUACUGCAAUGGAAGAGCUGCUCCCCAAAGCUUCUGCUGUUUAUCCAGGAAUAAGUAAAUGGGAUUAUGUACGAGCAAGGGCUGGGAUAAGAGCCAUGCCUCCAUUGACAGCCAAUGGAUCCCUGCCACUGUUGGGUUGUCUAAAUGAUGUUAUAGGCGAGAGAAGCAAUUGUGCCUUUUGGCUAGUCGGUGGCCUUGGAGCCAGGGGCCUCCUGUAUCAUGGAUUAGCUGGAAAACUAACUGCCAAAGCUGUGAUUUCCAGUGAUGAGAACAUGAUACCUUCUGAAUUCACCUGCUGGAAGGCGAUCAAGGCUUCGCGGUGA
Triticum turgidum subsp. durum (durum wheat) is the source of this 1347-nucleotide messenger RNA. The record is from the annotation of a GenBank genome assembly. NCBI's taxonomy places the organism in Eukaryota, Viridiplantae, Streptophyta, Magnoliopsida, Poales, Poaceae.